Capronia epimyces CBS 606.96 is the source of this 1455-nucleotide messenger RNA. RefSeq lists its product as uncharacterized. Gene Ontology annotation, molecular function: protein binding. The record is from RefSeq and is a predicted model, not a curated record. Lineage: Eukaryota; Fungi; Ascomycota; Eurotiomycetes; Chaetothyriales; Herpotrichiellaceae. The coding region runs from base 1 to 1455 and encodes 484 amino acids. The transcript has 2 exons.
AUGCCUGCCACAGACUCGCCUGCGGUCAUUGUAGCUCGAUUCCUGUACGCGAAUCAUUAUAACGGAACACUUGAGGCAUUCCUCGCCGAAGCAGGAUUGCCCGAAGAUGCGGCAGUCACCAAGCCAGGUGACUGGACGAUAGAGAAGAUCCUCGAGGAGAAGAAGCAAUUCGACACGAGUCUGGCCUUUGAGAGGAGCGGCGAUGAUCACGAUACAGGUUGGUCACUGCCUGCACCGUCGCAAGCCGUGGAGCCUCAGGUCCCUAUCAGAUCCAACGUACUCUGUGUGAGCGGCGAUCGGGGAAGUGAGAAGGAGGAUGGAGUCAUCUUCGUGACUACAGCUGACCGAUCAUGGACGCGUGUCUCGCCGGCAGCGCCGUUUACGCUCCUGGGCUCCAUUCCCAAUGCUCACGGCAGUCCUGUGCUGUCCGUCAGCUCACUUCCCGGAGGCUACGUCUUCUCCACCUCAAUGUCCGGGCAGCUUGCUCUACACGACUCCCAGGGCCGACUGUUGGACAAGAGCCGCGACCACAUGAAAUAUGCGGUCCAUGUGGUAUCAGGACUGACUCGGCGGGGAAGAUGGAUUGUGGCGACGGCCGGCUGGGAUCAAAAAGUCCACGUCUACGCACCCGAGCUUGAGUUGGCUGCGAACUUCGAGCCACAUGCACAGAAUCCUCUUGGAGAUGAUGAGCCAUAUAUUCCAGGACUCCUCCGCGACCCGAUCCAUACCAUCAGUCUACCCACUAAUCCAGAGUCGAUGGUCCUUGUCCACCACCCGGACACCAGGGACCUUUACCUGAUCGUCUCACGACGGGAUUCGACAUUCCUAUACUACUACUGCAUUAAACCCACUGCCGAGGAGUCGUCUUCCUCACGCAGCAGCGAAGACACAUACUCGGUGCAGGAGACCGGCAAGCAGAAUCUGGCGCCACACUCCAACGCGUGGGUAGCGUUCACGCCCUCCUACCUCGCUGUCUGCCCGACAGAUCCACAACUUCUGGCCGUCGCAACAUCGCACCUCCCUCAUAUGAAGCUUAUCAUUGUGCGGCUUCUUUUCCCGACCGCGACUUACGACCCGAACUCGAAUACCGCUGCGGUCGUCGAUUCAGAACCAGUAACCCAGACCUCGCAGGCUCGGGCCGCCCUCGCCUUGCAAGACCGCGAAGAUUCGGCCAUCAAGCUUCAGGUGUCCACCAUGGCUCCUCAGACGCCCUACUCAACACCCCAAGUGGUCUGGCGUCCUGGCGGCAGUGGGGUUUUCAUCAACGCCGACGAUGGAGUGAUUAGGGGUGUUGAUACGCAGAGCGGCAAGGUCGUGGCGAUGCUCAAGGCCCAUGAGGUCGGGUCUAAGGUCCGGACCCUGUACGCAGGAUGGGAGGCAGGCGGCAAGGAAGAAGUCUUGGUUAGUGGUGGCUUUGAUAAGAGGGUCUUUUUCUGGAGAGUUGAGAGGGACUGA